ACGCCGUUAAGCUCGACCUCCAUAUCAAGCUAUCAACCAACAGUACCACGGAAGAAACCCUAGAACCCAAACCUCCUGGAAAUACACACAAAAAAUGGCAAUCGCGCGAACUGGAGUGUACGUCGACGACUAUCUGGAGUAUGCAAGCACAUUGCCUGCGGAGCUUCAAAGGCUGUUUAACACCAUUCGAGAGCUUGAUGAACGGUCUCACUCAAUGAUAAACCAGGCACGUCAACAAACCCAGUACUGCUUAGGGUUGGCUUCACAGAGCUCAAAGAGAGGAAACGGGAAUAAUUACAAUAAUAAUUAUAGUAUUGAAGAAGAAGAGGCAGCAAUUGAUAAAAUGCGAAAGGAUAUUGAAGUGAAUCAAGACAGUGUAUUGAGUUUGUGUACGGAGAAGGUUUUGUUAGCGAGGCAAGCUUAUGACCUAUUAGAUAGCCAUGUAAAACGACUUGACGAGGAUCUGAACAACUUUGCAGAGGAUCUAAGACAAGAGGGAAAAAUUGCACCUGACGAGCCGGCAAUUCUCCCACCAUUGCCUAUAGUCCCAAAGAUUGAAAAACGCAAGCCCUUGUAUGGAACUCCUCAGUCGAAGAAAUUCGAUUUCAGGGACAGGGAUUGGGAUCGAGAGCGCGAUAGGGAUUUUGAGCUGAUGCCUCCUCCAGGAAGCCAUAAGAAGGAAUUUUCUGCCCCAGUAGACGUUGAUCAACCCAUUGAUCCCAAUGAACCUACCUACUGUGUUUGCCAUCAGGUUUCAUUUGGGGACAUGAUCGCCUGUGACAAUGAAAAUUGCCAAGGAGGUGAGUGGUUUCACUAUGCAUGUGUUGGGCUGACUCCAGAGACAAGAUUCAAAGGAAAGUGGUAUUGUCCAACCUGCAGAUUGCUUCCUCAGUGUCAAUGAUUGUGUAUAUUACAACACUCUUGGGUUGUCUAGUUGAAAUCUCAAAUUAAUGUUGUUGCUGUAUCUUCUUUAGCUGGAACUUUAAAAGAGUCAUUACUGUUAUUCGAUCAUUCAUCCAGUUCCAUUGGACAGGAACAUGAUUUCCA
This is a messenger RNA of Tripterygium wilfordii, 1047 nucleotides long. RefSeq names its product PHD finger protein ING2-like. Lineage: Eukaryota; Viridiplantae; Streptophyta; Magnoliopsida; Celastrales; Celastraceae. The record is from RefSeq and is a predicted model, not a curated record. Gene Ontology annotation, cellular component: nucleus. The transcript is spliced from 7 exons. Bases 95 to 901 code for a protein of 268 amino acids.